This is a messenger RNA of Aphanomyces invadans, 2472 nucleotides long. RefSeq lists its product as hypothetical. The coding region runs from base 540 to 2306 and encodes 588 amino acids. The transcript has a single exon. Gene Ontology annotation, biological process: protein phosphorylation. Gene Ontology annotation, molecular function: protein kinase activity; ATP binding. The record is from RefSeq and is a predicted model, not a curated record. Lineage: Eukaryota; Oomycota; Saprolegniomycetes; Saprolegniales; Verrucalvaceae.
CGCGGGAGGGGAAUUUUUUGGAUGAUUUCCACGUGUUUGAACUUUGGAAACACCUAAAGUUCAUUUCACACCUGACCGCUCAACCGGGCCGACCCCCCAGUGGCAACAGCAUUAUCGCCCUUCCCACGGUGGCGGUGUACACCCAUCCUUUCGGCCAUGGACAUCACGUGCACGAGGGUGGAAUUAUGCAUGAGCAACGGAACGUAUAUCGUUCAUAGCGAGUGGGGGGAGGGGUCGGUCCCAGCUUUACAGGCAAUUCCAUCGAGCCAAUCCAGCGUGUGUGGGCCAACCUCGACGCUACAAUAGCCGUGAAUCCAGCCAAGUGCGGGCCAUGCUUACGAUCCCUUUCACCUACGACAACGGGGUGGCGCUGUCAAGCACAAGCGCGCAUCCACGGCCAGACGACGCUCGCCAUCGACCUCGAUGAUUAGCGCCUUUGUGUGGGCACUAAACAAAAACCUCUUGAAACAAAUACUGCACUUCGGGAUCCACAUCACAUAUUACCUUUCAAGGGUUUGAAGUACUCAAACGUGAAGAGCAUGGUGUCGUCCCAUUUCCCAACUCACGCGGUCUUUCACGUCCUCAUGUUGCGUCGCGCGGCGUCUCGGUUGGUAGCUCAUGGGCAGCGCCGUGCUUUGAAAAGCACGUUGGCCAGUACUGUGUCGGCCACCCAACCGCGCCCGUCGUCGGGUGGCGUCUGGCGUGCGCUGGGCAAAGGUGCGCUUGCUGUCGCUGGCGCCACGGCAGGUGCCAUCUACUACCGCAUGCAAAAGGACGAAGGGUUUUCCCGGUCUGCAUACUUUUAUGCCAAGGUCCUGCCUGCGUACGUCGAUUACCGCAUGACGCAAAUCUACGUCGAAGACAUCCUGAAGCUGCCCGACGCGGAACAAGACGUGUACUACGAACGGCUGCACAACCGGUACUCGGACGAGAUCUUCGACGUGAUCUUGAACCUGAAGGGGUUCUACAUCAAAAUUGCCCAGCUCUCGUCGACGCGGGACGAUUUUGUGCCCAAGCAAUACUUGGACCGCGCGAAGCAGCUUCAAAGCGACGCCCCAUGCAAAACGAUCGACGAAGUGAAGGCAAUCAUUGAGAAUGCGUACGGCAAACGAAUGGACGAAGUGUUUGCAUCGUUCGACCCGACACCGCUCGGUGCAGCGUCCAUCGGACAGGUGCACAAGGCGGUGCUCUUGGACGGGACGACCGUCGUGGUCAAAGUCCAGUACCCCGACGCCGAGAAAAACUUCCGCAACGACAUUGGAACGAUCAAAUCGUUCUGUGCGUUGGCGCAGCCUGCCCAUUUGCCCAUGAUGAACGAAAUCGAGAAGCAGUUCAUGAACGAGUUUGACUACACACGCGAAGCGGCCCACCUGGCCGAAGUCCGCGCCAACAUCCAAGCGAGUCCGUACAAUGCGUCGUUUGUUGUGCCGAUGCCGUACCCCGAAUUGUGCACGAAGGACGUGUUGGUCAUGGAGUACUUGAAGGGUAAGAGCCUCCUCGAUGGAAUCAACCAGCACUUCGAGAUCAUCGCAAAGGAGCGCAACACGACAGUCGAAGCUCUUCGCGAAGCCCAGGACAAAGAAGACGCCGAGCGGGACGCUCUCGGCUUGGCUCGACGCACGGGCCCUUCUGAGGAAGACUUACGACGGUACCAAAAGCUUCUCCAAGUGCGCAACGCGUGGACCUCCGCCAAGCAUAAAUUGUACGAUUACUCCAUCGGCUUGGUUUACCCGCGCACUGCGGACGCCGCUGACCACAAGCCCGAAGGAACGUUGCUAAACUUGGCCGAGAUUCUCCGCCUCGUUGUCGAAGUCCAUGGCCACGAAAUUCUCGUGAAUGGAUGCUUCAACGGGGAUCCCCACCCCGGCAACAUCAUGCUUCUCGACGACGGGCGCAUCGGGUUGAUCGAUUACGGGCAAGUAAAAAAGAUCUCCAAGGAACAACGGCACCAGCUUGCCCGGUGUUUUGUCGCGUUGGCCGAAGGCACCAAGGAAGACGUUGUCGCGAGCGCCCUCGACAUGGGCCUGCGCACCAAACACAACUAUCCCGACGUGUUGGAAAAGUACAUGCGCGUCGCGUUUGACCGGGACGACAAACAAGUCACGGAGGGCCUCAACAUCCAGCUCUUCAUUGAGGCACUGGAAGCCCGCGACCCGAUUGUAUCCCAGGCGGAUGACUUUGUCAUGGCAUCGCGCGUGUCGCUCUUGCUUCGGGGCCUCAGCUACGCCUUGCGGUACCCAAUGUCUCACGCCCAAAUGUGGUUGCCAUUAGCAAAGCAAGUGCUCGCGGCGGAAGCGGACACGUAAACGUGUUGAAUAGAAGCAAGGUAGAGGGACUGGCAAGGAUUGAUCAAAAUCGCAAGAGUUGGUGCACUCCGAGGGGAGAUUGUUGUGGAUGGGUGUCCCGAUCUAUUCCAUUCGCGUGAAAUUACACUAGGAACGAGAUACGUGUGUAGUCAACAGCAACGAUCCG